CCCCGGGAUGAGGAGAGUAUGUGAGUGUCCACAGAAGAGAACAGGGAAAUGAAGUUGUCAGACAGGCCAACCCAGCGACUCUCUCUUCACAACUAGGCAGCUAGCAAGUUAGGUGACAGUCGGUCACGAGAAGAGAGAUUUUCAUGAAAUAUCACAGCUAUGAACGUCGUCCGUCUGAGCAACUUGUAGCCACAAUUGGUACACGUUAGAUAGACACAGCUACAGAUCUCAGAUAACGUUACAGACAUUUCAAAGUAACGUUACAGUAGAAAAAGAAAGUGGAGACAACUUGCUAGCCUGCUAGCUAACCUUUAGCCACCGAGCCUCCUUCGGCUUAAAAACUACAGUUCACUCGCAGAGAUCUGGGCUUGGAUCACCUCUCUUCAGUCAUGCCUUUUCCUUUUGGGAAGUCUCAGAAGAGUCCAGCUGAAAUAGUGAGGAGUUUGAAGGAGAACAUGGCAUACAUGGAAAAGCUGGAUGCUGGAGACAGCAAGAAGUGUGAAAAGGUUGCAGAAGAGGUGUCCAAAAAUCUGGCCUCACUGAAGGAGGUGCUCUGUGGAACAGGUGACAAGGAGCCUCAAACUGAAGCGGUGGCUCAGCUCGCACAGGAGCUGUACAACACCAACCUUCUCAUUGCACUCAUUGCCAACCUGCAGAGGAUUGAUUUUGAGGGGAAGAAGGAUGUGGUUCAUUUGUUCAGCAAUAUAGUGAGACGUCAGAUUGGCACUCGCACUCCCACUGUAGAGUACAUUUCUACACACCCACAGAUCCUCUUCAUGCUUCUGAAAGGAUAUGAGAGUGCAGAAGUGGCUCUAAACUGUGGAAUGAUGCUGAGGGAGUGCCUGCGUCACGAGCCUUUAGCACGGACGGUGCUCUUCUCUGAAGAGUUCUUCUGCUUCUUCCGUUAUGUAGAGCUCUCAACCUUUGACAUUGCCUCAGACGCUUUUGCCUCGUUCAAGGAUCUCCUCACAAGACACAAGAUCAUGUGUGCAGAUUUCCUGGAGAACAAUUAUGACAGGGUUUUUACAGAAUACGAGAAGCUCCUGCACUCUGACAACUACGUCACCAAACGACAGUCUUUGAAGCUCCUUGGGGAGCUUCUCCUGGAUAGACACAACUUCACUGUCAUGACAAAGUACAUCAGUCGGGCAGAAAACUUGAAGCUGAUGAUGAACUUGCUAAGAGACAACAGCCGGAACAUCCAGUUUGAAGCGUUCCAUGUCUUCAAGGUAUUUGUUGCAAACCCCAACAAGACUCAACCCGUGCUGGACAUCCUGCUGAAGAACCAGACCAAACUUGUGGAGUUCCUGAGCCACUUCCAGACGGACAGAUCCGAGGACGAGCAGUUCUGUGAUGAGAAGAACUAUCUGAUCAAGCAGAUCCGGGACCUGAAGAGGCCCACCGCACCGGAGGAAGCCUAAAAGUAGCAGGGAUGACUGCUCCAUCAGGUGGUAGAUUUUUAGAGGUAGUGGCUGGAGCUGCAGAGGGCUAAGUGAGAGUCUAAAAGUCACGCUUCAUUAAGAUUAAAUAUUAACUACAAAACAUAGGAAAAAAGUAAAGAUUACUUCCUUCACUUUCUGUUUUUAGUGUGGAUAUGGAGGUGAUUUCCAUCCAGCAACCUGAGUGGGCCAAGAACUGUUAUUUAAACCAUAGUGUUUCCUCUUUAGUCAUAAUGAAAUUGCAUUUAGUCUGUUGUUUUAAUGUUGGACCUUAAACUGUUACCUUUCCACAUACAUUGUCACUGGCAGAGACCUUAGAAUGACAGAAACUUCACCCAGUUCACAGCUAACACGAGCUCUGAGGUAUUCUUGAAAGUCUCUUUUUUUUCUAGAAACUUGUCUAUAUUUUAGAUUGAAAAGCUGAGGAGACGUAAAUAUAUUAUUUUUCUAAUGUAUCUUUAUGGUAAGCAGUUUAAAACAUACAGUAACUCUUUUCUCAUUGCUUUGCCUAACUGAUUGCAUAGGUUUGGUUUAUUGCCUUAUUGUAAGCUGUUGUAUUGUACAGGGACUUCAGUGAGCUUUAGAAAUACAGCUUUGGCUGAGUGACAUAUGGAUCAUAUUGGCCAGGUCAGCCAUUUUUGAUGAUUAUUGUGUAGUUAUUAGGCCUUCCAGUUGCAUGUGUGAGGUUACAGAGGUCUGAAAUGAUCCUGCAGUGCUGUACUUGCCAAUGGAUUAGCUGGCACAGGAAGAGAAAAUCAAAACCAUAGAGGAAUCAAUUUAUUGUGCUGUGAUUUUUAGGCUGAGGCUACAUGACUGAAAUAGAAACACGGCAUCAGAUAAUGCUGCAGGGUAGCAGCCAUCCAUUCACUGCUAAUGUGGACAGCCAGGAUAUACAGAUUGAUCUCACUCGUAGCACUCCAUUUCAUCCUCACUCACUGAGCACAGAUAGCAAUAAUUCAUUUGAAACAAUGAUUUAACAAAUAAUUAAUUCAUGUGGUUUUAAACUACUUGAUAUAUGCCAUCUUAGGCGUUUUCUUUCACAUUAUUAGCACUGCAUAACACAAGAAAUAAUACUGCAGUUUACACAGAGUUGUUGCAUAAGGAUGCAUCAUAAGUAUGUUACACUGUAAAUCUAUUGUGUUCAUAUCAGAGAGUUGUUGACAUGUUGAAGAGACUUUACACUAAUUUUGGUUGGGAUUGUUGUUUCUUGAAAAACUUUAAAGAUUUUCUUUGACACUCAGUGAACAUCUGCUACACUGGACAUGAGAACUGGGCAAACUGUAGGGAAUGGACUGUUUGAUUUGACUGGAAUAUUUUGUUAAAACUAAUGACAUCACUUUAAUCACACAUCUCCCAUCCAGACAGUUAGUUACUACUAAAAGACUACUAAAAGAAAAGAGAGGUGCUGAAACACACACACAGGAUUUUAAAUGGUAUGUCCCUCUCUGAUAUGAUUAUAAUAAUGCAUUUUGAUAGAAUACACUUUAACAUAAUUGUGAUGCAUCAGAAAGCACUUUUCUGUCAGCUGUCACCAUAUUGUCAAAAUACCCACAAUGCACUGUUAAAAUAAGAAUGAAUUUGUUCCUCACAUGCAUCACUCAUCACUUCUACUUCUUAAAGAGACUUCUGUUGAUAUAAUUGCCUUACUACUGCCAUUGUCACUAAAAUGGCAUACUAGGGAUUUCAAGAUGUGUUGUCUGGGCGCACAGUCUUCUAGUAUAUACCUCAUGGGAUUUGAGUUUGCGGAUGCUGCGUUCUCUUUUCUUUCCUUCCUAGAUGAGAUAUUUUAUUUGACAUUUUAAGAUACACGACAGUGGUUUGUAUGCAUGCCUAAACUUGAUAUAUAUAUGUUUAAACUUGAACAGGGACUGCAAUCUGGUUUUCACGAUGGAAAACUAGAUUUUUAAACUUAAAUAUUUCAUUGGCUGGUGCCACACGUACGUUAAUUCAUAGUGAAUUGCAGUGUGGUACUCCUUAAUGAAUGUUGCCUUAUUUAAAGACAUUUAAUGGAUUGUAAUGUAAAAUUCCAGACCUCUUAAUUUGUUUUUAUGCCAAAGUAAAUAUAAAAAGGGUGAAAAUGUACAUUUCAAGUCCCAAAUGCAUUAGGCCUUCCAUUUCAUUUCUCAGACCCACAUCUAGUGCAGUGUAGAUUUGUUAUUAACUAUGUUACACUCCUAAUGUUACCCUGUGAGUGUAAAUACACAUUUUUAAAAAAUCACUUAUGGCUAUUUGGUACACUGCACCAGAUAGUCACAAAGUUAGUACCAGGCCUUUCAAGAUCCAUAAAAUAAUUUGAGAAAUCUGCUGUGAAUGUGGUACAUUAUGCAUAAAUGCAGACUGAAGUCCUGCACACAGUGCACAGCUAUGUCACCAGUUUAUGAAAGAAAGUUUGUCGGACAGUAUGUGUGAGUUUCUCAGAAUAUCCUGAUGGUGAUCAACUUUUCAGCUCCUUGAUGAGAGACUGAAGUCACUGUAAUAAUAUCCAAGAUUAUCAGCCUGUUGUUUAACAAGAUCAUGUCAUUUUUAAAGAAAAAAACAACAAAAUAUUUUCAGGUGGCAUAUAGAUGUACAUUCAAACUUUCUUGAAAUUUGAGUUCAGUCAUGACGUGCACUAUGUGAAGGACAUGCUGUACACAGAUAUCCCACCAGAGGGAGCUGUUGGCACCUUGUAUUAGUUGUAAAAACAAAGCAUUUCAUGUUUCUAUAACCCUACCUCUAAUUAUGAAUAUUUAAAUCACUGGCAAUAUUAUGUAGACAUCAACACAAAUCCCUUAAGAUCAAUACUAUAUAUUUCAUGAUUUAGAGUUCUCUGUUUAAAUAUUUGUUGUGCUUUACUUUUAUUCUAUUGCCUUAUUUUUUUCCUGUCUUUUUCCACACUCUGGAUAUUCUCUUUAUUUACCAUGGGAGAGAAUUAUAUGUACAUAACUUUAUAAAUGAUAAAUUGUGGAAGCAUUCGUGAAAAUAAAACUUUAUGGCAAUUUAA
Lates calcarifer (barramundi perch) is the source of this 4422-nucleotide messenger RNA. RefSeq names its product calcium binding protein 39, like 1 (gene cab39l1). The transcript has 9 exons. NCBI's taxonomy places the organism in Eukaryota, Metazoa, Chordata, Actinopteri, Centropomidae. Gene Ontology annotation, biological process: intracellular signal transduction. The record is from RefSeq and is a predicted model, not a curated record. Gene Ontology annotation, molecular function: protein serine/threonine kinase activator activity. Bases 390 to 1421 code for a protein of 343 amino acids.